Verruconis gallopava is the source of this 1261-nucleotide messenger RNA. RefSeq lists its product as uncharacterized. The record is from RefSeq and is a predicted model, not a curated record. Bases 154 to 1146 code for a protein of 330 amino acids. Gene Ontology annotation, molecular function: catechol 1,2-dioxygenase activity; ferric iron binding. Lineage: Eukaryota; Fungi; Ascomycota; Dothideomycetes; Venturiales; Sympoventuriaceae. Gene Ontology annotation, biological process: catechol-containing compound metabolic process. The transcript is spliced from 3 exons.
CGAGACAAGCGGCAGUCCAACACGCUCCGUUUUGAUGUAAUUGCUAAGCACGAUGAACCACGCUAUCGUCCCUCAGGCCAUAUAUACUUCCUUCCAGCCGGACUGACCGGCAUCCUUUGUCAAAGAUUGCCGCUGUGUCGAAUUCUUUAAGCCAUGGAUCAUCCUGAAAAGGUGCAAGUGCCGGUGCUUAAAGACCUGACAAUCGAGAACAUAACAGAGAACGUGCUCCGAAUCAAUUCCCAGGGUGAUGAUGUCAGACUGAACUACUUGCUGGAACGGCUUGUCGUCCACCUCCAUGACUUUGCCCGAGAGACGCGCUUAAGUACCGAAGAAUGGAUGGCGGCAAUCAACUUUCUUACCGCUGUGGGUCAGAUAUGCACAGAUGUCAGGCAGGAAUUCAUCCUGCUAUCCGACAUCUUAGGCCUUUCUCUCCUAGUUGACAGCAUAAAUCACCCGAAGCCCAAAAAUGGUACGGAAGGGACAGUCCUUGGGCCAUUUCACACCCACGACGCGGAGACCGUGCCCCACGGGGAAGUGAUAUCCCACGACCCGCAAGGCGAGCCGUGCCUGGUAUUGUGCACAGUCAAAGAUACAGAGGGGAGACCGAUCGAAGGGGUCAAGAUCGAUGUCUGGGAGACGGACUCGACCGGUCGAUAUGAUGUACAAUACGCCGAUCGAAAGCAGCCGGACGGAAGAGCGAUUAUUGAAAGCGACAAAGACGGAGUGUUUUGGUUCAAGGCGAUCGUGCCUGUUCCAUAUCCAAUACCGCACGACGGACCUGUCGGCAAGCUUUUGAACAGACUCAAGAGACACCCAUACCGGCCGUCUCACAUGCACUUUAUGUUUGAUAAAAAGGGCUACGACCAUCUCAUCACAUCAUUGUAUCUCCGCGGCGACCCAUACGAGACGUCGGACGCCGUCUUCGGCGUCAAGGAGUCCCUGUUAGUCGAUCUAAAAACGGUCGACGCAAGCGCUGCCAGCAAGUACGGCGUCAAGGAAGGCACAAAACUUCUAACAUACGAUUUUGUGCUCGUGUCCGAAAGCGAGGCAAAAGCGCUCCGCGAAGAUGAAGCGCGAAAGGCCAUGGAAGCUCUAGGACUGAGGAUGAAAUUGCUCGAGGGCUUGCCCGUUCCAGACGUAGAUUAGCCAUCUUGGGCGGUGAUGUUUGGUAGAAAGGCAAACUAAUACUUAUGUCACCCUCCUUACUUGUUCGUCAAGAUAUGGGUGAAGCACUGAUCGACUUUACCCCUUUCAAUGUAAU